AUGGCGACUUCCAUGAGUGAUCAUGCAGUCGCACAGCUGCGAGCAACGCGCGCCACCAACGAAGAAGUCAUUCGUCAACUCCUAGCAUCCAACGCUGCACUCGAUCAAAUCAUCGCUGACCACGAAGGCACCACCACGAGACUUUCCUCGUGCCGCUUCCUCGACCUUCCACCUGAGCUUCGAGAUCAGAUCUAUGAUAUUUGCCUGUCGGUGGGCAAGGUCUUCCUACCACCAUUUCUGGCUGGAGAUGUCCGCCUAGAAGGCCGACGUGAAUUUGAAAAGCCUAAAUGGCAACUCCUGCUUGUGAGCAAGAAGAUUCGCGAGGAGUCCGCCAAGAGGCUUUUCUCAUGCAAUUUGAUGGUUUUGAGCGCCGCAUUGGGUUCGAAAGAUGACACGGCGUGCAACGUCUGGCUGAUUCGAGUCUGGUCGCCAUUCACGCAUCUCAGAAAAUGGCCUCUGAGCUUUCGACACCUCAAACGCGAGUUUCUAACGAAGGUCAGCAUUGCAUUUGACAUGCGAUGCGAGGAUAAACUGCAGUCUGCUUGCUUAACGAAACCAGUCUGGACACCCAACGGUACCUUGGCGAGACCUCACCACGACACACUGCUUCAGAAGACCCUAACGUGGAAGUAUAUGCUCCACUGUUCCAUGGGUCCCGCCCUCCGUCAUCUACAGGUUGACCUCACAAAUUGCUAUUGUGACUCCGGAUGCCAUCGCCUGACGAGUACAGCUGCUGCUCUGCUGGUUCACGACAACAAAGAUCUGCCGAUAAAAUUGGAAGUGAUCGAAAUCCUGGGUACACAGACUGCUGACGAACGCCGUGAACUCACUGGCGCACUGGGAUUUGAGUUUACAGAAGAUGUCAAUGAAAAUGAGCUUCGAUUCCAUCGAAACGAUAGCGGUCAAAGCAUUGAUCACGGCAAAUUGACGAUGCGAUUCAAGGCUUUCAAGAUCCCAAGCAACAUUUCGUCCUUCCGAUGGAGUUCUCAUCUAAACUUUUAUCAGCAUGAAGACCUAGGUGACGAGGUCAUCGAGUACGGUCCUCCAACGAUCCGCUUCAAGCUCGAAGACCCGUACAGCAGUUGGUACGAGAGAGCGCCAAUCGAUCAACCUCGACCGUCGAAGACUGGAUCUUCAGAAGUGCUGGUGCAGCUAUGA
Molecule: messenger RNA, 1158 nt
Organism: Pseudocercospora fijiensis CIRAD86
Lineage: Eukaryota; Fungi; Ascomycota; Dothideomycetes; Mycosphaerellales; Mycosphaerellaceae
Exons: 2
Coding region: 1-1158 (385 amino acids)
Source: RefSeq, a predicted model, not a curated record